GCAGUGUAAGUGCGCGUCGAGCCAGAAAUGGCAGCCAACAUAGUUCAUUACGAUGGAUACCACUGUUUAGAUUUUCUAUUUGACUUAGUUAUUGGCUAUCAUGACACCUUAAGAGCCUGAUUAAAUAAAAACGUUUUUUCCUCUGCCACAUGGGAUGGCGGGGAAAAAGAAAAGUGGCUAUGACGGCAAAAUUGCUGGGUUGUAUGAUUUGGAAGAGACAAUUGGACAGGGUCAUUUUGCUGUAGUGAAGCUUGCUAGGCAUGUAUUCACUGGGGAGAAAGUUGCUGUUAAAGUAAUAGAUAAACAAAAGUUAGACGACAUUUCACGUUCGCACCUAUUUCAGGAAGUUAGAUGCAUGAAGUUGGUUCAGCAUCCAAAUGUUGUCCGAUUGUAUGAAGUUAUUGAUACACAAACAAAACUGUACCUUAUCUUGGAGUUGGGUGAUGGGGAUAUGUAUGAUUACAUUAUGAAGCAUGAUGAUGGAUUGGAUGAAAAGUUGGCCAAAAAGUAUUUUCGACAGAUUGUAGAAGCAAUUUUGUACUGUCAUCGUUUACAUGUAGUGCAUAGAGAUCUUAAACCAGAAAAUGUAGUGUUUUUCAACAAACUUGGUCUGGUAAAGUUAACAGAUUUUGGAUUCAGCAAUGUCUUUGCACCAGGAAAAAAAUUGGAGACCUCCUGUGGCUCAUUAGCUUACUCAGCACCUGAAAUUUUAUUGGGAGAUUCCUAUGAUCCACCAGCAGUUGGUAAGAUUUAAUCAAAUAUUUAAUGGUCCAUUAUUAUUUUGUAGCAAUAACUUUACAUUUCUAUUAUUAUUUUUUUUAUUGCCACUGAGACUUCAGGCUUCAGACAAGUUAAUCAGUUGAGGUAUAGUAGGCUUAUUUAUUACAAAUUAUUAUGGGCAUAAUAACUAGGCUAAAUAAAAAAUCUAGACAGUAGACAGGUUAGACUUGGUAGUACUUAGCAGCGAAUAAAUGGGGUAUAGAAUUAAAAGCUUGGUGAGAUUAAAGUAACCCAUUGCCAUGCCCAUGCCAUGUUAACUUUCCGAGUUUCAUUUCAUAACAGUUAAUAACAGUAGUGCAAUUAUGAUGCUGAACAUUUAAGGCUAACACUAACACUUUGGGCUAUACUAAAGUGUAACUUACCCAUAAAUUUAAAGUUCAUUAAUGAUGAUUACUUAAACUUUUUUUGUAAAGGUGUAGUUAACGGCAUGGGUUUUGCCAAGGGUUGUCUAACCCUAAGUGCAGUGAUGUCACUUUGGGUGGGGAGACCCAACACUGGACUUAGGGUGCGUAGACCAAUAGUUGGUCCUGAGCGAUUUAUAGGAUAACUUUCCCGUUCUUCUUUGAGGAUAAUUUAGAUCUGAUCAUAUAAAGUUAAUAUGAAACACAGGUAUUUUAAAAUGACAAUUUCCGUUUGUCUUACUUUUAUUAAAAUUCAACUUUUAUGGUUCAAAAGAAAUGAAUGAAAAAAUUCUAAAUUCAUCCUUUCUGAUAACUUAAGUCUAACACCUGAAACAAAGACGCAUGCAUUGUUAAAAGUGCUAUACUAUCUUUAGAAUGUAAAAAAAUAAAGAAAAAAUAAUUUGUCAAGGAACCCUUUUAAAGAAAUGGUAGGUGGGGGGCAAUGUUCCCUCUAAGGUUUGUUGGUUCGUGUGCAAAAUUUUACAGCCCACAAACACAAACAAACACUUAGAUAAAUAUUAGCUGCGCAGAUACUCAAAACUGUUGCACGGCGUCUGUGAGAUAGCUGCGCGGCCCCUCAGCUUAAAGGGAACAUUGGUGGGGGGGCUGUUAGUGCUUAAUAGAUCCUGGCUCGGAAGUAGAAAAAAAUGGCUCUUAAUAAAUAACAUGAUUAAACAUAAUGAGAAUUAAGCAUUUCAAUAUUUGGUCAAGAUUUAAAAAAAAAAAAAUGCUCAAAAGGUUGACUGCUUCUGUUAUUAAUUAUAAUAUCAACAUUUGAUAUUUCAAUGUGAAAGCCUUUAAAAAAUGGGGCUUUUAUCUUGUAAUUUUUUAAGUGUCAUUUACUUAACACUUCUUAGUUUUCAAUAGGGGUGUGCCGGAUUCCGGUCCGGAAUCCGGUUCCGCCGGAUUUUGCACUAUCCGGUGAAAUCCGGUUCUGCCGGAUUUACAUGUAUCCGGAACAACCAGAAUCCGGAAUAUUUCGGAAUUUGCCAGAUUUUGUGACUCACCGGAUCAUAAUCUGAAAUAAAAGUAAUUCUCUUUCCCGAAUUCCACACGAUCACGAUACAUUAAUCGAUUGUUUCGAGCGUUGAGCUUGUUUUAUGUUUAAUAUUCCGUACAUACCAGAGGCUAGAGUCAGCACCGCUAAUAGUGGCCAAUAGUGUAGGGACUUUGAUUAGAAAAUUUAAACUUUUUGUAAAAAUAAACCAAUGGCAUAGUUGAAAAGAUGUAAUUUUUUAAAGAAUUAUAACACCAAAAUCAUAUAUUUAGCUGUUGUAGUUUUAAAGUUAUGAAUUUUUAAAGUACGACUUGGUUUGUCAUUUUUUAACAUGGACUGCAUCUCCACAUUCUGUGAUCUCAUUCCGCCAAUCCCGUCAUGCGCAAUGACUAUAUAGUUUAUAUAAGGCAACGCAUUCCCUGCCUUAUCACUAAAAUACUGUUUAGACUUAGUUUAAACUUUCAACUUUGGCACAUGAAUAAUUAAUUAAAGCUUUCCCUGACCAAUGGUUUAAUAGUUUUUGCACACGGCAAACUCUUAUGAAUGAAACUCUGAGGUAGUACUACGAUACAGUUAUGCAAGUGGCUGUGAAUGGUUGCCAAUGACAACGUGUUGCACACGGUAAAUUCUGAUCAUUUAUAAUAUGGAUUCUACCGGGUUGUUAAAGCUCAAAUUAAAACAUUCCAGUUUAAAUGUCUUUAAAUGCAUUCUGAAACACAAGUUAUCAAUUAUUUUGAUGUAAAUAGUGAUAAUAAAUUAAUAUUUCCUAAGUAUCGUCAACUUCCGCCAUUAAAAAGGGGGGCGUGGCCAACCCCAUGGCGAAAUUAGGUUGAGCGAGCUGCAUAACCUGCUGCGAACGCGUAGAAACAUGGCGUCUCUCGUAAGACACUUAUCCAAAUGGAACGGAACUCAAAUAUAUAUCGAAAGUACUAAUUUAAUAAUAAAUAGACACACACAUCGGAAAAUUAAAAACUCGGAUUUUUUGGCGCCGAUUGCGAAUUCCCAUACACAAAAAGUAGUAGUCCACCUUGACUUACCGAAGUAUCUACCAAUAGUACCAAAAUCCAGAAUCCGGGAGAAACUGGAAUCCGGAUUUCGCAUAAGAAAAUCCGGAUCCGGUUGGAAAAAACGGAUCCGGCACACCCCUAGUUUUCAAGGUUUAAAAAUUAUUGCUGCAUGUAACAUGAAUUCAUUUUAAAAUAGUCCAUGCACAUUCUUAGACAAAAGAUGACUCUAAUAAUUUCAAUAACAGCAUACAUUUUACUCUUAGUAUUCUUAGCCUUAUACCAAUAGUUUUUGGAAUGUACUAUUCAAAGCCAAGUUCAACUCUUAAGCCUCUUUAUUUUGUAUCUCCUCAACUGUGUAAAAUGUUUUUUCUCCAACUUUUCUAGUCAUAUUACAAUCUAAAAUCUGCUGACUCAGUAUUCUAGUUUUGCUUAUUUUUAGUUCUUUGUGUCAGAACUUGGUGACCAUAAACCUGGUGUUAAAGAGGUAAAGUUGUAAAAAAUGUAUCACAUAUCUGAAAAAUGUAUCACAUAUCUGAAAAUUCUUAAGUAAGACAGAAGGGGGAGGAAGUAAAUCUGUGUAAAAAAUUAAUUGUCAAAACAAACAUAGUUAAUUUAUUUUAGUUACAGCUACAUGCAUACAAAUCCAUAAUGAAAUAAAAAUAAAGAAAAUAAGUUAAUAACAUAUGUCUUUUAGGGAUCAACUUAUUUUUUAAAUGAGAAUUGAACCUUUUUUCAGUUUUAAAUUUAUACCUACAUUAAUUUUUAACCAGGUUACAGUACCAUAGGGGGAAAAGAGGGGGUGGGGGGAAAGAGAAAUGUGCGAUUUCUCUCCAAUUUUGACUGAAAUCUUUGGGAAAUUCCAAAUGAACUUAAAAUAUUGUGUGUUGUAAAUAAUUUUUUUUUGUUCACCAUCAGCAUGUUUCCGAACCUUUUCCUUUGCUUGCAGUUAGGUAUAAGGAAUACCCCCCCCCCCUUUUUUUUUUUCCUUUAAAAAACAUGGUUAGUUUACCUNAAAUUAAAAUAUUGUGUGUUGUAAAUAAUUUUUUUUUGUUCACCAUCAGCAUGUUUCCGAACCUUUUCCUUUGCUUGCAGUUAGGUAUAAGGAAUACCCCCCCCCCCCUUUUUUUUUUCCUUUAAAAAACAUGGUUAGUUUACCUCCUACCUAUAAAUUAUUCCCCCUUAGCUAGUUAUAUUUAGCCUGCCACUUGCAAUUUGGAGCAUGUGAAAAGUUUCCUAAAAUUAUCUUAGGAUUGACAAAUUAAGUCUUAUUUUUAUAUUUCAAAACAUGUAGAGAACUAAUAUAAUUGAAGAUGAUGGGCAUAUUUCCUUAAAUGUCUUCUGCUUGGUUUAAAACUUCAAUUGAGUCUUAUAUUUCACAAAAAUUUCUUUUUGAAAUGUGUAAUAAAUGCAAUGUGUUUUCAUACUUUAAAAACAGGUGUUUAAAAAUUUUCAUUAAGGCUUAGGAAUUUGAUUUAUUUUUGUCUCCAAUCACUAACUCCUAGCUCUUGUGUGUCUACCUCCACUUCAUCAAUUUAUGCCAAUCAAUGGUUGAUAGAUAAGUUGUCUAUCCCUUGAUUAUUAACAGUACACCACAUCCACUCUUUUCUGGGAUCCUCUUUGAGUUGUUUGUCAUGUGCAGACUAUCCAUUUUUAAUUGUUGCUUGUAAUUCCCUAUGUUUUUAUUUCAGUGCUCUUAGUCUUAAGAUUGGUCCUAAAUACAUUGCUUUCCAGCUUAAUCUAUGUUUAAAAUUAACCAAGUAAAACUGUUUGCGGAAUUUCUAUCACAUGUUUAUGAGUAACUCAAUAUACUUAAGUGUUUAGUUUAAAAAAGGAAAUGAGUAAAACAAAGAAUGAUCAAACCUGAAAAAAAAGAACGCAACAAAACAACAAACAUGUCCGCAGGAAGCCUUGAUCAAUGAACAAACAGAAAAAACAGAAUUAAAUUAAAAAAUAGCACUUGGCUGAGAAGUAGUAUCCCAGAGGGCAGCAAAAGAAUUUGCAAAAAAUCUGAUAACAAGAGAAAACAAAAUAGUCUAGAUUAAAUCUCACUGUGCCAUUACAAAUAGACAAAAAAAAAACAAACAACUUUCCUAUUGGUUACCCUAACUUCAAUAAUUUAUGCAUAAUUUUUUAUUAAUUUUCUUUUAGUUUUUCAUCAAUCCAUUGCUUGUCUUCACUUUUUAAAGUGAUUUUUUCACUCACUUGAAAUUUCUGUAAUGAAGUGAUUGCUAUCAUGUGCUUUAUUAAUUUUUUUCAGAUGUUUGGAGCUUAGGUGUGAUAUUGUUUAUGUUAGUUGCUGGCCGUGCACCUUUCCAGGAAGCCAAUGAUAGUGAAACACUCACCAUGAUUAUGGAUUGUAAAUAUCAGAUCCCAUCACAUGUGUCUGAGCUUUGCCGCAAGUAAGUAAUGUUGUUAAAUGAUAUAAUCUUAAUAUACAAUAUAUAGUCCUCUUAAUAAGCAACUAUUAUAGAUUUGAUCACAAUGAUCCUUUGAAGCUGAUAAAUUUUCUUUAUUUUUUUUGCAUAAUAUACUUUUUUUUAAAAAUUGCUUCUUUCUUACUAUUUCAAUAGUUUUUUUUUUUAAAUGAGACAGUUCAUUCUAAUUAUCUUUUGGUUAAGAUUUUGUUAUUUAUUUAAUUAACAUUUUCCAUAAUAUUUUUUUUUUUUUUAUAUAUUGGAUUACUCUGCUCUAUUUUACAAAUAAAAUAAGAAUGUCUCCAGAUGUUUUUAAGGAGUCAAAUUUUUCAAAAAUACAUCAAUAAUUCUCUAUUUUUUUUUCAUAAUUUUAUUUUUUUUAAAAAUUGCUUUUUUCUUUCUUUUUUAAUUUUUUUUUUUUUUAAAUGAGACAGUUUAUUCUAAUUAUUUUUUUGUUUAGAUUUUGUUAUUUAUUUAAUUAACAUUUUUCAUAAUAUUUUUUUUUUUUUUAUAUAUUGGAUUACUCUGCUCUAUUUUACAAAUAAAAUCAGAAUGUCUCCAGAUGUUUAUAAGGAGUCAAAUUUUGCAAAAAUACAUCAAUAAUUCUCUGAUAUGCUUCACAUUCUCUUAUCGAGUUCCGAGGAGGUUUAAAGUUUCUAAAAAAUUGGUUUGAAAUAAAAUAUGAGUAUUUUAAUUUUACAGAAAGAUAUUCCAAUUUACACCUCAUUGUUAAUUAUAUCUCAAUAAAAUUCUUAUUUCAGUGAGUCCCUGCAUAACCAAUCUAUGGAAUAGUGUGCCUUAUGUGGGGAUUUUGUUAUUAUAAAAAUUGUAAUUCGUUUCAGACGCAAACAAAAUAACAUGACAAGUAUAAAACAAACGUUCUUGGGCCAUCCACAGUUUAAAACACAAAAAAAUACAUUUAUAGCCUGAAAUACAUAGGUAUUGAUACUUAACAAUAUAUCUGAAUGAGAUCAUUGUCAUCAUUUUUUUUUAAGGACCUUCCUAAAAUCCAAAACAAAUAUAAACUAAACCGCAGUGUAAAAUAGCUCAUCCACUUAUACAGAAAAGUUCUGAAAAAAAUUAGCACGGCACAACAUAAACAUACCAACAAGCAUGCAAACACAAACAGCAAACAAAAACAAAAAACACAUUCCAAAAAACGCAAAAAUAAUGCCAUCGACUCCUGUUCCCCUUCAGAAUUGCUCAGAGUGAUCAGAGGAUGCCAUUUGUACGUUCGCACAUUAAAAUUUUAAAAAUUGUUUUUGUGAACUCUGGCAUUGUUUGUUAUGCAAGUAAUUUUUUGGCGAACAUCCCUGUUUGUUAUGCGUGGACCCACUGUUCUCAUUUCUUUAUUAAUAUUGAUUGGGGCACAGAUGACCGUUUAAUACAAAGCACCCCUGGACUUAUGUCUUGUUAUAUUUAAAUAUAAUGUUGUUUUGGCUUUUCCUUUUACUUACACUCUCAGACUGAUAACAAAAAUGCUAGUAAGAGAACCAUCUCACCGGAUUAAUUUGGAGGAUAUUGAGAGAGACCCUUGGUUAGCAAGUGAAGGAACCACUACUCAUGUACAAAUCAAUUUACCCCUGUUGUCAAGGGAACAUGUAUCAGAAGAAGACCAUAACUAUGUAGUACAGAAAAUGGUGGAAGGCAAGAUCUGCACCAGAGAGGAGAUAUUUCAGUAAGGAAUUUUUGGUUUAUAUCCAUUUUUGUAAUACAGUGCAAAAAAAAAAAAAAAAAAGCCAACCCUUGACCUAGUGNUCCUUUAUUUCUAUUUAUUUUGUAAUUGACAGGAAACUUCUUGGUAAUGCAGCACACUUCUGGCCAAAUUCCUUUUGUCAAAAAGGCUUGCAUAAAGUGUUGGGGGGGGGGGGUAGGAGAAAAAAGCAAAUAUGGGGAGCUUGUGAUAAAUCAUAGAUAAGUAAAUAACUUUUAGCGUAGAAUGGACAUUCAAUAACCUAACUUUUUACUAUGCAUCAAGCAGUGUAAAUAAAAAUAAGCAUUCUUAUAAUAGCAUUUGCUGAAAAUGUGAAAUAGUGUUAUUAAUCCCAGUGAUUUUUACAAUGCUUGGAAAACAUUUUUCCUUUUGUGUAAUGUUUUUAUAUAUGUGGUCGUACAGAUUUUUUCAGUGGUGUCAAUUUUGAGUAAAGUUUCAUAAUUAUUUUAAUGUUAAUAAUUUCAGCACACAUCUAAAUGAGGUUGACUGAAGGCAAAAGCCAGCACUAGUCCAAGAUACUUUGUUUUUCUUAUGUUGAUUACAUAGAUGGUACCCAAUCAAUUUUUCAGUUCUCUUGACCGUGAUGCAUAUGAUCAUAUAGCUGCAACCUAUUACCUAUUAGUAGAACGUAGACUGAGGAAGUUGCAGCAGCAGGAAACAACAUCAACUCCAACCAACAACCUACGGAAACAGUCUUCACCAGCCAACAACAUGACAGCCGGCAAACCCCACUUGGAACCAUUAAUGUUAUCUCCCCGGUGGGUACACCUCUUUAAUAUAAAUAUAAUUUUGAACUUCACUUCUACUCAAUAAUUCACUAUUGCCAGUGUCAUAACAAUAAGGAAAAAUAAUUAGGCCAAAAAGUAAAUAUUUUUUUUUUUCAUUGAUUAUUAAAAAAAAAAUGAUUUGUCCUAAAAUCUGUAUUUAGUAUUAUUCAGAAAUGAAUAGAUUGGAACUAUUUUAUAAUGAUUUUGUUUUAAUGGCAGUUUCAGAAAUAGAUCUAUGAGUACUUAUGUCAAUAAAUUUCAAAAUGAUUCCUUUUUAACUGCUGUAAAAUAGGGGCAAUAAUUCAUUUACCCUUUUGGCAUCAGUAAAGUGAAACUAAAUCCCAACUUUUUACACCGCUCCAUUCUUUCUGUUGUUAAGCAAGGAAAUUAACAUCACUGGGGAGCCCCCAAGUACAUUUUAUUAGGUGUGCCCACUUAAGCCAAGAUUAGCCAUUUGUAUAAUAAAAAAACCCAAUAGAUUAACCUUUGCUCCUACUUCAGAAUAUAAAUUUAACAAAUCUAAUUAUUUCUGACCCUACAUGCUUAGUGGUAAAUAUUCCAAUUAUAUUUUACAAGACUUAAGAAUAUAAGGGGUAUCAGAUUUUUAUCUUCAUAUUUUGUUCUCUUCUUAUGCCUUCUUCUCAUCAUGCUGUUUAGUGGCAUCUUUCUGUUUUCCUCCGUUUGGUCGGCAAUGUGUGUGUCUGUCUAUAGGUUUUAAAAUUUAAAUUGAACUGUGUAUAUUUUUUCAGCUGUCUUAAGUUGAAUGAACCUAGAGCUGCCAUGGCUUAAUGGUGUUCUGAAAUGAGAGCAUUUUAUGCCUGCUACUACAUUCCUUGGCAUAAUUAUUAGCAUCUGCCAUUGUUUGCUCUUUAUUAGCCUAUUAUUCAAAGUUAUCCAGCUCUAAUCAUUUACAUAAUCAAAUUGAUGGAUGUGGUGUAGAAAAGUUUUUUUUCUUCAUUAUUCUACUUAAAAAUUAAAUAAUGUACCAUAUUAUUACAAACGAUGUUUCCUUAUUACACUGUAAAUGUUAUCCCCAAAUAUAACUGCACCUUUUUAAAAGUACCCCAAUCCCUUCUGGAUUUAAGAAAAAAUAACUUUAUUUCUUAUUUCUAUUGGCACUAUAAUAAUGUAUGAUCUUUUAAAAAAUAAUAAAUUAUGUUUUAACAAAUAUCUUUAAGCAUUUCUUGUAAUUUGCUGCUUAUGUACUUUUUUAGAAUUUAAUACAACCAAUAGCAAAAAUAUUAUUUUAAAACAAAAUUGUAAAUGUAAUAAUUGGUUUAUUUUAAUAAUUUUUUUAAUAAGUUAUUUAAUCCAAAUAAUUUUGCGACCAUUUUUACCCCUAUAUUUUGUAGAAAAUUUUAUAAAUAUUUUUCACCCAUAAAAAUAUAAGGAAUUCUUUGAUUUUGCAACCCGUUUAUUUUUAUGGCUGUGUGAUGUGAUCUUUUUUUGUGGCUUUAUCUUUCUUUUCUAUUAUCAUUUAACUUAGAAAAAAAAAUCAGCUAUUUUAAGAACUCUGCUCUUGAAAUAAAAAAUAAAUAAAAAUGUAGUUUAAAUAAGUAACAAUAAUAAGUUAGGCUAUGAUUAUAUUGAUAGGUCAAAUGCUCAGUGAUAAACAUAUGUAAAAGAUUAAAUCUAUUUCUGAUAUCCAUUUAUAUAUGAAAAUAUGUUAAAUAAAACUGUGUUAAAAAUAGUUAAUAAUCUCGUUGGGUCUGCUAUUCCAAUCACUCUAAAAGGAUUUGGAAACUGUUUCGUAAAAUAUAAAAAAAUUCAGAGUAAACCCGUCCUGUAAAAAAUGACUCCAUGUAUGGCUUAUUAAGUUGUUAAACCAUUUACAUGGCAUAGCACAAUCUACGUCCUUCUAUAUUUUAAAGAUAAAUAAUAAUAUCUUUUUCUCUAAAUUCUAUAUUUAGGACACCCCCCCCCCCCUUUUUUUUUCUCCAUGUUUCCAUUUUCUAGCUACAUUGUUUUUUAGUUACUUACCCAAGGUGAGACUUCACAUAUCAGCUGCAUUUUUUAUAGGGUAAAAUAAUGACAAGGAUUCAUAGUGUUCCCUGUUGUAAUUUUGUUCUUGAUACAAUGUGUUGUAUUUCCCAUUUCUAGCAAGCAAAAGGAAAUGAAGAAGACCAAAACUGCCCCUAUCCAUCAAUCUAUUGUAGCCCCCCCAACCCUUGUCAUUACACCUCCCCUUGUGGGGGACUCAGCUUCGCAGGCCAUGCGGCUGCCUGUGAGUCCUGGCGGGCCGGAAUUUGUCAAAAGUCUGACCAUCAGCAUGACUUUGGAUAGACGCAGCGCCAGUCAGAAGAAAAAGCUUCAACAGGAACAAGGCCUUGGCUUGGCUGGACCCAGAAGUGCCGGCGCCAUCGCUGGUGGCACCGCUCCGAUCAUCCUGAUUCCUGAUGCAAACAGCAAAAGAGCACAGCAGAAAGUCAAAUCUGCUCCGCUAACUUCCUCUGAUGGUGCCAAAACGACAGUGGCAAAGAAGAGGUCUUCGGGUCCCUCAUUUUCUAAAAUUGCAAUACUCAGUUCAUUCUUUGAACGUAAAGCAGCACAGGAGGCGGGUCUUAUCCCACCCACACAGCCUCAUCAAAGAUUAUUUCCCUGGAGCAGUGGAAAAGACAGGAAGUAGGCCUCUUUGCCUGUAUUUAAGCUUUCCCCUUCUCCCCUACCUUUAACCUGCAUGCAUGAGCAUUUGGUUUCAUUUUAAUUCCCAUUUUUUCCUUGGUUUCUCUCUAUAUGUCUGGUUUAAAGAAAAAGCCUUGUGUUUUGAUUUGCACUAAAAAAAAUUGGUGUCAUUUGUUUUCAUUUUUAGUUUUUUUUUAAGGUUUUGGAAUGCACCUAUUUCAGUUUCUGUUUGAAAUAAGUUUUCAGCAUGGGAUGGCCUUAUUUUAUAUUUGAUAUUAUCUUCUACUAGACGUCUAUGAUGGCUUGAACAAAGGUGUGCAACAAUGGUUCAUGUCACUUUGGGAGAUAUCUAGUUAAUUUUUUUAAAAAUAACAUUUUAAAAUGUAAUAAAUGUUUAGUUAAUAUGAUAUUGAAUUCAAUUUCUAGAAUAACACUGAAAAUGUAAAAUAAUGUAAACAAGAUAUCUCCUUUUCAACAUGUAAAAUUAUUAUCUAAAGUAUUUUAUUGUUGUCAUGGUUCAUGCACUGUGGUGGCUAAAUAAAAGUUGUAUUCUGUUUCACAGAUUUUUAUGAUUAGAUUAUUGUUGGUAGUCACUCAGUGUAUUGGGUUGAUUACUGUAUUACUGAUUCUGCUAUCAACAGAUGAACAUACAGAAAUAUAGGCAGAUACUCAGCAGGUUUAUUGAAAAUUUCCUGCAGUGAGGUGUGCUGGAUUGUUCUAUUCUUUAGUUGACAGUGGUAUGGGGUAGUAUACAAAUUUGUCCAAUGUAAUACUUUUGUUGUUUUCACACUGUAACUUUUCUAUUUUGAAUGUAAUGUGAUGAUUAGAUUAUGUAGUGGUUAUUUAUUUUAAUUUACAACAUUUUUAGAUUGAUUUUAGUUAUUCCUCUCUAUUAGUAUCAUUAGAGGUGCUAUAUCUUAGUGGUUCCUUCCUAGUGAGCAGUGAAGUGUAUUCACCAUUUAUAUAAAAAAAAAAUCUGCUUGAUUUCUUCCUCUGUUGAAUCGCUGCUUUACAUUGAUUAUUUUACUGUUUAGUCCUGCAGCAUGUAGUCUUUAGCUAAAAAUCUGUUUCAAUAUGUAGCUUGUUUUGAUAUUGCAACUGAACUUUUCUCUUUGUCUGUAUGUGAUUGUAUUUAAUAUAUUCAGGUUGUCAUUUUAAGAUAGAGGCACAGAUUUGCAUUCUCAUUAAUUUUCUUUAACAAGUUGUAUGUAUUUAUCCUAACUUGCUGUAUAGCGUUUCAAAUACAGCUUCAGGUCUGUACUCUUAUUAUUCAAUGGCUAUCUAGGACUCUGUCUGUAUUCAACUGAUAGUGAACAAUGGUUAUCAGAAAAUGUUUAUUUCAGUAACAGAGCUUCCAAUUGCUUGCAUGUUUGUUUAUCUUUUUCUCUCAAAUAAAGAAAUCAGAGCAGCUUUUGUCAUUAGUUUUGGGGAUAUAAAAGUCCAAGAUAUAUAAAAAAUAAAAGAUUAGAGAAUGUUCAGGAAAACUCAGGUAUAGUCAAUUGUGAUGUUUUUGAAAAAUAAAAAGUUUGCUAUGGGGAUUCCCAAGAGGUCCAAAGCUGAAGAAAUCAUAUACAUAUUGCUUCAUCCCCAAUCAUCAGAUUUCAACUCCCAUCAUUCAAUAUUAUGUUGAAAUACUGGGUUUGUUAAGCAAGUAACAUUUUAGUUAUGUUCCAACCUACAGCUUUCCAAAAUCACCCAACUCAAGCACCCAUGAAAGUCCACAAUUGGGCAGCAAGACGGAAACUAGUCCAGACACCAAAACACGACUUGCAAAGCCACAAGCUUCUAACAUGAAGAAUCUAUCACCGCUCAUUGUGACGGAGGAAUCUCCAAGCUCAACGUCAUUGAGUAGCAUGUCCCUAAAAUCCAGGAGGGAAUCAAUGCCGGUUUGUGAAGUUCAAGAAAUCUUACAUGAUUUAGUAGAGCAAUACAAACAUCAGAGCAAGCCUCUUGGAUAAAAUAAAAACAAUCACUCAAGCUAAUUAAGUAUUGAAGAAAGAAAUUCCCAAGAAACAUAUUUGAAGUUGCAAUAGCUGUAUUAGCUGUGCUGGAACAAGGAUACCUCGAAACAUAUUUUUAGAACAUGUGCAUUUCCUGUAGCCAAAAGAAAUCUAAAGGAAUUUUUCACUUCAUGGAACAUAUUUUCAGUAUGUUGUUAUAAGAACAAGAUGGAACAGACAUGUAUUGAUGUAACAGUAUGCCUACGCUACCCUGUGCUUUCAACUGUUCAGUCAGUUCUUGGCAAAGUGUAAAUGGCUUUUAUGUGUCCCAUAAAAUAAAUGUUUUAAAAUAAAUUAAAUACAAAUUAAAGAGAAGCACCCCGGACUCAAAAUACUACCUUGGUUUUACUGUGUGUUUAAUAAUAAUUUGAACCUACUCUACAUUUUAUGCUGAAAUACAUAGAAUUAAUGAUUGACAUUAAGCUUCAUGAAUUUUUGUACACAGCUUUUAAGUUUGCUCUACAAAAUUCACAUUUAAGUUGUAGAAAUACCUCAAAGUCAUUUUUUAAUAUUAAAGUGUAUUGAAGACAAAGAAUUUUUUUUUUUUUACUCCCAACUACUUUCGAUAGCCAGCUAUGGGUUGCUCAUAAAUUGAAAGUAAGGUGUUCAAGUUUAAAAUAUACUUACUCUGGAGCUAUGGCUUGAUUAAGCUAGACCAUCCCUUUUUUUAAACCACCACAAACAAAUCAAUGCCUGAACAUUUGUACUUGUGAGAAAUAACCUUCAUUCAGUUAAAACAGGUGUCUAGUAUUUAAAAGUAUAUUUUGUAUCUUGUUUGUUGAGCCUAAUAGUCUGGGAGAUGAAUAUGUUUUACGUACAUGACUGUGAUGAAAUAAAACUGUGCCACGAAUUGUGAAUACCAACAUAUAACUGUUAUGUGGUCAUUUUUUCUGGUUUACCGUUACAUUUAGAAUAAUUGAUCUAGACAAUUUUUUUUCAUUGUUUAAAAUAUGGUUUUCUUCUAGUUAUAAACUCGGUUACUUUUAUUUCAAUUACAAAGUUGAUUCUUUAAUAACUUUUCUUAUUGGAUAUCAUAUCAUUGGAUUUGUAUUUUUGAAUAACAUGACAUGAUACAUACUUGUUGAGAUAUGUAAAAGGUGAGAUAAGAGGAAGACACCAAUCUUUUUCCUUAUGAUUCAUUGGUGAAUAAUCUAUUGAGGUUUUACCAAAUGUGGUUUGACCACAAUUUUGAGUUACCAAGAAUACACAUGAACACACGCCAGAUACAUCAACUAAAUGGGGACCUCACUUCUGAGUCUUAUCAACUACAUGUUGACCACACUUCUGUGUCAUAUCAACUAUGUAGCACACACUUCUGAAUGUAUGUUGUCUUUACGUCUUGAGUCUUAUCAAGUAUAUGUUGACCCCCACAUUUAUUUUGUGCACACCUCUCUUAAAUAAACAAAAGAUGCCAUGCUUGAAAUGAGUGCAAUGUAUUUCUCAAUUUCUCAGAUCAAAACAGCGGGUUGCACUCAGUCCAAACUCACCAACAUCUAUUGAUUACUCGGAAUAUGAUUUUCCUCCGUUCCAACGGUAACUUUAAAUGUUUAAACACCGCUAUGCAUUUUUGCCAUAUUUGGUAUUAAAGCCUAUCCAAGAGCUACCUUCACUUUGCAUGGGGCUAAGGAGACAUGCUUACACAUCAGCCAUCACACUCUAUGUUUAUAUUGUACACUGCAUAAACUUAACUGCUACAAAGCUCCAUAACCAAGUACUCAAGUUCUAACUAGCCAAAGUCGGAUAUCAUUCAAGUUAAUUUUUAUAUUUGUCUGUUAAAAAAGAUGAACAUGUUUUAUUAGCAAACUUGGUUCAUACUAAUUGUAAGCUUUAGCUAGACUUUAAUUUUAUAUUCGACCUAGAUUAAAUAUAAACAAAAUAAAACCACCUACAUAUAUAAAGGUCAAGUUUUUCACUGCGUAAUUUUUUUAAGUGACAAAAACAAGUUUCUAUAAUAUUAGAUAUUGUUAACGUCCCAUCACCUUUCGCGCACAAAAAAAAACGAAAACAAUAAUUCUUUGUAACAAUAAUAAUUUGUUUUGUAUGUUUUGUAAAAAAAAAAAAAAAAAAAAAGAAUACAAUGUACACAACAAAAGACACUAUAUAAAAUUUGCUUAGUUAUCUGCAUUACAGUAAUAACUAGCUUUUAUAUUUCAGCUUCCCAAAAACAAAACUUGUACUUUCAGUAUUGCACAAUGUAUUUAAACUAGAACACAAUGGUGUACAUAUUUAGAUUUCAAAUAUUUACCUCAUCUAUACACAUUGCUUCAUUUUAAGUCAUCUGAUUAUUUUUUUGCCAGGGAAAAUUUUUCUUCCACAUAUAUAUUAUCUUACCUAAUAGUAAUUUAUUUAUAAAUUCAUUCCUUUCUUUUUUUCAAUAAAGCUUAUAUUUUAUGUAAUUCUAAAAUAAAUGGAUAUGUUUUAUUCAUAAUAUUCCCCAUAUUAAAUUUUUUUUUUUAAUGACUUAUAUUUAUGGUAAUAAAUGUAUCCCACAUCUUCCUUCAGUUGACAAACACCUGGAUUAAAUUACUUAAAAAGCACAAUGACUUAUCAAUCCAGAAACUAAUUUUAUUACUUUGCUUUAUCUCAACAAGCUUUUUGUAAUUUUUUAACAAGUGGCACAUCUCGUAAAAGGAUGGAACUUUUUCAAUAAAAUUUUGUUGGCAAUAUUAUGAAGCUUUGCAAUAAUGCCCAAGCUCUAGCUGACUUCCUCUAAAAUCUGAGUGUUUAAUUUUCUCGGACGAGCCCUUAUGUCUGAAUGUCUAGUUUUCUCAGGUGCGUCUCAUGUCUCAAUUUCUAGUUUUCUCAGCUGGACUCCAAUUUCUGAAUGGCUAGUUUUCUCAGGCUAGUGAAUUAUCAUUUGAAAUUUUUCUGUAAAUGAAAUCAACUUUUGAGUAAUGUCUUCCAUCUUCAAAAAACAUUUAGUUUAAAAUAAACAGUUUUAAUUAAGCCAGUGUGCUUCAUAAAAUGCAUUCCAACUGUUCCUUACCAACAAUGACACCCUUUAAAAUUCUUUGUAACUGUCUUUGCCUGGCAUUAAUCCUCCUCAUGUUACUCAGGUUUUAAAAAAAAAUUUUUUUUAAUAUUCUAUUUUCGUUUCUGAAUGCAAAUGAUCCAUUUAGAAUUGUUCACUUAAAAAGCCAACAGUUACAUCCAAAGUCAUCUAGGAUUAUAAGGUCAACAGUGACUUGAUCAUGGCAAGAGUUAACAUUAAAAUUUGUCACAUUUAGUCAAUAAAGUCUAAUGCCAUACUAAUUCAUUUAUCUGCCAGAUCCUAUAUUAAGUUCACUAACACACUAAUCGGUAGCCAAUGCCAUUUGCUCAGAUCAGUGUUUCCCAAAUUUUUAGUCUGGCCGACCAGUAGAAAAGUUUCAAAAAUGAACCAAGGACAGUUAAAUUUCAUGUUGUGUGGACCUGCAAUGUCAGGCUUGCAGACUGGUGCCGGCCAUGGACCACCACUUGGGGAACCCUGGUUUAAAUGACUGUGGAUCAGAGCAGUCAUUACAUCUACUUACAAUGUGUCUCUAAAUGUCAUAUUCCCCAUUAAUUGAAUUGAAAUUCUACAAUUGUUAUUUUUAAAAAUAUUGUGAAGGUGGUUCAUCUUUGAAUUAUUUGCUGAUUUUCUUGAUCUUAAUUAUCUUUUUUCUUCUAUGACAAUGAAAAUAGCAGACAAUAAAGUUCAUUACCUGGUACCUCACUUUUGGGUCUUGGCUUGUUGAAAUUAGAAAAAAAAACAAUUUCAAGAACUGGAUGAAGAUGCCUUUCAUACCAAAGGACCACUCUCUGUGUUCAUUAUAUCAGUAAAAUAUAGAUUACAUUUUCGUUGCCUUUAUUUAAAUUUCAGUUACGAUUUUUAAUAAUUAUUAUUUUUGAAAAAUUAGCAUCACUAUUUCUGAUAUGACCUAUGUAAUCAUUGAGAUUGGGUAUGCCCUAUUGCUUGCCAUGUCUGGAAGUGUCUUUUAGUUUAUUUUCCUUUACAAGUAUAUACAAAAAUAAGUCGUCGACCUCAAUAAACAACACAACUGCCCCAUUUUAUCAACGUCUUUCAAGUCAGCCAGUCUUCAUUGUCUUGCAAGGCCCUAUUUGAUUCUUUUGCUUUGUCUCAACUGACUUUUUGGUACUUUUGUUGCAUUUCAAUCAUAAGAUCUACAGAAGUAUUAUUUGUGGUUUUUGUUAAAGUUUUUUUUUUUUUGCCUCUGCGUUUGUAUUGCCAGUGAUAAUUCUUGACUCUUGUUUACUCUUGCAUGCUUUUGUGUUUACUAUUGCCUUUAAUAUAUUAGCACAACUUUGUCUACAGCAUUUACUAUCUGGCGUGUUUUAAGAUUGUUUUUUAAAAAAGUUGGUUCUAUACAGAAAGUUGAUUGGGUAAAAUAAUUUGAAUAAAAGCAAAUAAAAUAUUUAUCUUAUAACUAUAAAAAAAUAAUUAUCACAGAUAAAAUUUUUAUGUUUUUCCAUGAUCAGUUUUUUAAAAUGGUAAAUGAAUCAUUUCUGUAAUAUAUGUAACUAAAUUAUUAAACUCUUAAGACAAAAACUAAUUCUGCUGCAUAUUUAUUGAGAACUUAAGAAUUCUGACAAUUCCCAUCUUAUUUCUUGAACUGUUUAACCCAUUUUUGAUUUCUCACAUCUUAUUUCUACAGGACGCAAUCUGUUGGAUCAGAUCACUCGGACUCUUCUUCUUCUAACCUGGUACAGUCCCUUGUGUCACCGCCUGGCACACACCCUUCACCGGCCUCUGCAUCGCCCAAAAUGGCUCACCUAUCUCCAGAAGCAAUGUUUGCUGCUGUCAGAAAGUGCAGCCUUAUUCAUGAGGAAUCACUGGAUGAUGACGACGACGAUGAUUUUGACAACUUAGAGAUAGAAUCCAGUGAGUUAAAGCCAUCAAAGAGUCUGGAGUUUUUAGAUGAGAGAAGCACAGAUCAUUCAGGACUGUCACACCACGAUCAAGGGACUUCUUCUGUCGUCACAGGAGGAAACCAUGAAUCUGUCAACCCCAGGCGUCCACUUAAAUCUGUGUGCAGCUCUCCUCAGCUUCUGAAUCAAAUUCAUGAGGAAAACGAAUCGGAAGAUGAAGAUGAUUUUGUUCCGUUAAAACUGUCAGCCCCGCGUGGGAGAUAUACUCAUAGUGGAAUGGCGUCACCUGAGAUUCUUAGAAAAUAUGAACAGAGAAGACGAAGGAAAGGCGCGGGGCAAAGAGGUACCAGUUGCAGCAGCUCUGACGCCAGUGACACAGACGAUACAGAAGGUAGAUCCAGGAAAGAAAAACUGAAGCAUAAAUUCAUGCACAGACGUGAUAGUAGCGACCAUUCUAGUGAUACAGAUGGGCCUAACGGAGGAAACAACAUGGGAGGGGGUGGGCAUAUAGGAAACGGAGGUGGAGGGACGAAAACUACCCACAGGAGUCGACGU
Molecule: messenger RNA, 18105 nt
Organism: Lymnaea stagnalis (great pond snail)
Lineage: Eukaryota; Metazoa; Mollusca; Gastropoda; Lymnaeidae
Source: the annotation of a GenBank genome assembly